Messenger RNA from Salmo salar (Atlantic salmon), 2167 nucleotides. It is a transcript of the gene snx15, whose product is annotated as sorting nexin 15. The record is from RefSeq and is a predicted model, not a curated record. Gene Ontology annotation, molecular function: phosphatidylinositol binding. NCBI's taxonomy places the organism in Eukaryota, Metazoa, Chordata, Actinopteri, Salmoniformes, Salmonidae.
ACUAGUUACCACAGCCACAAAGUCAGAAUUAUUGCUAAAUCCCGCCUAUUUCUACAAUCUGAUUUUAAACCUAACCAUAAUCACACUGUUAACCCCGUGCUUAAUUAUAACCUUACAUUAAGACCAAAAAAAAGUACAUUUUUGUUUUCAGGAAUUUUUACGAUGUACCCAUUUUGCCUUUGUGCGUGUGGUAAUUAGUGACAACCACAAGUGUAUAUACAUCUGUACUCCUAUCCACGCUGCGAUGUCUCGGAAGAAAGAGAAAGAAGAAUAUUACCGUUUUUUCUCGGUGACAGAACCACGCACACACGAGAAGGGACACACGGAAUAUAAAGUCACCGCAAGGUUUGUCUCCAAGCGUCAUCCAGAGGACGUCAAGGAGGUGAUAGUAUGGAGGAGGUACAGUGAACUGAAGAAGCUAUAUGGAGAGCUGUCCUACACACACAGAAACCUGUUCAGGAGACAGGAGGAGUUCCCUUCGUUCCCUGGCUCUCAGCUCUUUGGUAGGUUUGAUGAAGGGGUGAUCGAGGAGAGGAGGAGUGCAGCUGAGGCCAUGCUACUAUUCACCACCAAUAUCCCUGCUCUCUACAACAGCCCUCAGCUAAAGGACUUCUUUAGGGGUGGAGAGGUGAUCAGGCCGUUAGACCCCUCUCCUCUCUCCUCCUCCACCCCCCUCCCUCCCCCCCUCAUCCCCCUACCACAGCGUCAAGGCUCAGACUGUGAACCAGCGGCGGAGGAGGAGGGGACCGAGGCCCCUAUCCAACCCCAGAAGUUGGGCCUUUCACUGGGCACGGAUCUAGUCGAGCCUGAGGUUGCAGCUGAGGCCUAUAGUGAGAUGGGGGGUUGUCCUACUCCAGUGGCAGUAACACCUACAGCUGAGGAGGAGGAGGAGGAAGAGUUAACGGACCUUCCUGAUCUACCCGGUGAUCUGAAGCUAGACGACAGAGUUCUUACUCCGUUCCAGCCCUGCGUCCUCAGAACAGACCAAUCGCAGUCUCAGGAGGAGUUUGAUUCGCUGUUCGAUUCUGUGAUGCGGGAGGAGCCUACAGAGGAAGUACCGCCCCCUCCUCUCUCCGACAACGACCUCGCCAUCUUCGACCCCUGUGCUAAAGAAGACCAACCGAGAGCAUCACACGACCAAUCAGAACUUCUGUCGCUGCCCUUGACCAAUCCGGACGGCGGGGAGGUGGGCUAUCUGAAGCAGGCAGCCAAUGAGCUCACAGCUGCGAUGGAAAGCGAGAAGGAGGGAGAGUACAGUACAGCCAUACAAAAAUACAAGACAGCUGUGGAUUUACUCAUCACUGGAGUUAAAGGAGAUCCAGACCCACAACGUAGAGGCUCAGUAAAGAGAAGAACUGCUCAGUAUCUGGAACAUGCAGAGACACUACUCACACUACUUACCUCCACACACACCUCGCAGGACCAGGAUGCUUAAACACACACACACACACCCACACUGCGGAGAAGGACUCGUAAACACACACUCCUUAAUACACUCAGGAUCAAUAGACCAACUGGAGUGUUGAAUAACCAAUAGCACCACUUACACACACCUCCCUCCCUACCUCUCUCUUAAAACCACAGGAGGUUGGUGGCACCUUAAUUAGGGAGGACGGGCUUGUGGUAAUGACUGGAGUAAAUGGAAUGGUGUCAAAUACAUCAAACGUUCGGUUUCCAUGGUGUUUCAUUCCAUUCCCUCUGUUCCAGACGUUAUUAUGAGUCGUCUUCCCCUCAGCAGCCUCCUAUUGCUUAAAAAACACACACACACACACACACACACACACACACACACACACAAAGAAUCACAUCCCUGUUGCUUUUAUAUCAGUGGGAAAUCUGGAAUCAACUGUCAAAUAUUUGAAUCUGAUUCCCCUUAAUGAACAAGACACUGGCUUGCUUCCCAAAAGGCACCCUAUUCCCUAUAUAGUGCACGGCUUUUUAGCAGGGCCGAUAGGUGAACACUAGGGCUCUAGGGCUCUGCUCUAAAGUAGUGCACUAUAUAGGGAAUAGGGCUCUGGGCUAUAUAAGGAAUAUGGUUCCUUUUUCCGCUUAAUUUAUCUUCCUAAAGUCUUUUAAGGUAUUAAUAAUAUUGUGUUUUUCUACACUACACAUGCAUUCGUUAAUUGUUUUCAUAAAUCAAUCAAUACAGCCGAUACAGUGUAUGCAA